Nasonia vitripennis (jewel wasp) is the source of this 291-nucleotide messenger RNA. RefSeq lists its product as uncharacterized. The transcript has 4 exons. Lineage: Eukaryota; Metazoa; Arthropoda; Insecta; Hymenoptera; Pteromalidae. The coding region runs from base 1 to 291 and encodes 96 amino acids. The record is from RefSeq and is a predicted model, not a curated record.
AUGAGUCCGUUGUGGCCGCUGCAUCAUCCGCUGUGUUUACAUAGACAGAGAGAGAGAAAGGCAGAGAGAGAGAGAGAGAGAGAGAGAGAGAGAGAGAGAGAGAGAGGAGAGAGAGGAAAAGAGAGCGAGACGUGGCCCUCGCACGCGCAGCGUACCUCCUCUCGUGAGCAACGGAAUGGAGAAAGGCGGAAGAAGAGAGAGAGAGAGAGAGAGAGAGAGAGAGAGAGAGAGAGAGAGAGAGAGAGAGAUAUAAAACAAAAGCAAGACGAAUCGCCUGCGAGUCGCGUAUAA